Ylistrum balloti is the source of this 957-nucleotide messenger RNA. Its product is annotated as methionyl-tRNA formyltransferase-like. The record is from RefSeq and is a predicted model, not a curated record. Gene Ontology annotation, biological process: biosynthetic process; conversion of methionyl-tRNA to N-formyl-methionyl-tRNA. Gene Ontology annotation, cellular component: mitochondrion. Bases 1 to 957 code for a protein of 318 amino acids. Lineage: Eukaryota; Metazoa; Mollusca; Bivalvia; Pectinida; Pectinidae. The transcript has a single exon. Gene Ontology annotation, molecular function: methionyl-tRNA formyltransferase activity.
AUGAGAGUGCUUUUCUCAGGCUCCACUCAUUUCUCACUUCCCUCUUUGGAGGCUCUUGUGUCCACUUCAGAUGUUGUUGCUGUCCUUACCCGAGAGGAUAAGCCCGCAGGGAGGCAUAAACAACUACAUGCCACCCCAGUAAAACUCUACGCCCAGUCUGUGGGCAUACCAUGCAUUACACCAGAAAAACUAGACUCGCAUUGUCGAGAACAGAUAGCAAGAUACACCCCCGAAUGCAUGAUUUGCGCAGCAUACGGGAAAUUCUUUGGCGAAAAAUUUCUUUCACUUUUUCCCAAGGGUUCUGUUAAUAUUCAUCCCUCCCUCUUACCGAGACAUAGAGGGGCAACACCUAUACUCGCAGCAUUACUUGCCAACGAUGCCAGUACUGGGGUAAGUGUGCAAAAAAUAGCAGCAGCAAUGGAUGAGGGGGAUAUUAUACUACAGUCAACACGCAAUAUCCGUCCUGAUCACACCUACCACAGCCUUACGGAGGAACUCGCAAGCGACUCAGCCCAGCUUGUAAAACAAUUGAUACCACGUUAUGAUACGUGCUAUGCCCUUGCUCAACAGCAAAACGCACAGAACGCUACCUACACUUUGAAAUAUAAUUCCCGGUACGGGUUUUUGCAGGGAUGGGAAAGUGCAGAGCAGAUAGUGCUUUUGAGCAGGGCGUAUGUACAGCCGUUGUCUGGGGUAAAGGUGCAUUUUAAGUCUGCUGUAGUUAAGAUAUGGCGUGCAGUAUUAGUGCCAGAGAAAGCACGUAUUGCAUGCACACACACAAGUAGCGAUUCUGCACCCGGGACAGUCUUAGGAGUACAUAAUGACUAUGGUAUUAUAGUAAGUACAGUAAGAGGUAGCUUUGCAAUUCAAGAAUUGCAGCUUGAACAUAGAAAAAAACUAAAGUGGAAAGAAUUUAUUCAAGGAAACAAAGAUAUUAUUGGAGUGAAAAUAUAUUAA